GAGGAAGCCUAGACGGGCAUGACCUUUCAGAUGAAGUCCUUAAUGAUGAAAUUGGGGAGACUAGAAUUGCAGUUGAAAGAAACGAAAGUUUCUUUUUUCAAUUCUAUUACGUUAGGCAAUCCUAAAGUAUUUACUUGGGUACUGGUUGCGUUUGCCUCCAUGGGUGGCUUACUAUCUGGUUUGGAUCAGAGCUUGAUUAGUGGAGCGAAUUUAUAUAUGCUAGCGGAUUUACACUUGGAUAGUGGCCAAGUUUCGUUGGUAGACUCUUUAAUGCCUUUGGGUGCAGUUUUGGGAGCAUUAAUCUUAUCACCUACCAACGAAGCAUUGGGUAGAAAGUUGUCUAUUAUCGUUGCGUGUUUACUCUACACAUUAGGUGCUGGUUUAGAAGCUGGAGCUCAUUCAGUUGGUAUGAUGUACGCUGGACGUUUUAUUUUGGGGAUGGGUUUAGGCUUGGAAGGAGGAACUGUGCCUGUUUAUGUUGCAGAAUGUGUGGCAAAGAAGUUCCGGGGCAAUCUUGUCUCUUUGUACCAAUUCAAUAUUGCUCUCGGUGAAGUCUUUGGUUAUGUUGUUGCUGCAAUAUUUGUCAACGUUUCAGGAACUUGGCGUUGGAUGUUGGGAUCAUCUCUUCUCUUUUCCACUGUUCUUCUUGUAGGAAUGAUUUUCAUGCCUGAAAGUCCUCGUUAUCUGAUGCAUAAAGGUCGUGAAGUUGAAUCUUAUAGCGUCUGGAAGCGUAUUCGUGGUGUAUCCGAUAUAGAUGCAAGACGCGAGUUUAUUGUGAUGAGACAUUUAGUUGAACAGGAACAAGAGGAGAAGAAACGUCGAU
This is a messenger RNA of Galdieria sulphuraria, 823 nucleotides long. RefSeq names its product MFS transporter, SP family, sugar:H+ symporter. Gene Ontology annotation, cellular component: membrane. Gene Ontology annotation, molecular function: myo-inositol:proton symporter activity. The transcript is spliced from 2 exons. The record is from RefSeq and is a predicted model, not a curated record. NCBI's taxonomy places the organism in Eukaryota, Rhodophyta, Bangiophyceae, Galdieriales, Galdieriaceae. Gene Ontology annotation, biological process: transmembrane transport. The annotation marks the transcript as partial.